This is a messenger RNA of Penicillium salamii, 243 nucleotides long. NCBI's taxonomy places the organism in Eukaryota, Fungi, Ascomycota, Eurotiomycetes, Eurotiales, Aspergillaceae. The record is from the annotation of a GenBank genome assembly.
AUGCGAUCGAAUGAAGAAUGCCGUGGUGAAAACUGGAUAUUUUUACCAGGUGCAGCAGUUACUGCGGGGAUUGUCUUAUUUAUCUCUUCGCUGUACUUCCGACGUCGAUCCGACCUCGGGAUGAUCUUCUCCGCAUUAGUUGGAGAUAAGAGCACUUUCAUAGCUGAGGGGAAAUUCUGGCAUUAUCUCUUGUUAUUAUUCAACUGUUUUGGAGUGGAAUUCGACUUGAAGAGUCUUUUUUAG